Cloeon dipterum is the source of this 3692-nucleotide messenger RNA. RefSeq names its product focadhesin. The coding region runs from base 218 to 3661 and encodes 1147 amino acids. The transcript has 16 exons. The record is from RefSeq and is a predicted model, not a curated record. Lineage: Eukaryota; Metazoa; Arthropoda; Insecta; Ephemeroptera; Baetidae. Gene Ontology annotation, biological process: regulation of post-transcriptional gene silencing.
CUUUGCCGGCGUUAAUAAUUUAUAACAAACAUAGAAUUUACGAACGGCACGAAAUAAGACACACCGAACCAUCUUACGAAGUGCCUUGAAUUUCAUCAUCGAAAAGAGCAACAACUGAUUCAUUGUAUUUUUUGAUAAAACGGUACGUCCAGGCCCAGAAAUAAAUUUUCGACUGCCUUUAUUAUGUGUUGAAGUCAGAUUUUUACUCUUGGACAAAAUGCAUUCCUCUUCACUUAUUUAUAGUAUUGGAAAAACUGUAAGCGGUGCCUUAGUAAUAAAAGAAGCGCAAUCACAGUCAGCAAUACACCAAGAGCCUCCAGAGCUCCAGGUUCUAAGAGAAAAAUGCAAGGAUGACAACUACGUUACAAGCUAUUCAGCCAGCCAGGGUAUUGUCAAAUUGGUCCAGGCUGGACGGUUGCCUGUGCCGAAGGCACUGUCAACAUUGACAGCUUUAUUACCCAGCGUGAAAGUGCAUGGCAGUAUUAUCAGUGCUGUCGGAGAGCUGAUGGUCCUGGACCUGAAGCUCCGCCUGCAGAUUGGGCCUGCGUACAAGAACCCUUUCAAUUUGCACUCCCCUCAGCACCCUUUGUUGACGAUCCUCAAGAGAUAUCCAAAUUGCAGUGAUGAGAUCGUUAAUCAGAUAUCCAGUAUUUGCAAUCACCAAGACAAAGAGGUCCGAUUCUACGGCGCGGAUUUGCUAAGACCUGUUGUCCUUUGCAUGAUGUGUGACCCGAUCGCCACGGCUGACAAUCCGCCUGCCUACCUCCAACCACUUUGGAACAUAUUGCUAGGUCUGGAGGACAAAACACUGCUCUCGGAGUGUCUGCCUUGGCUGCAGGUCCAGUCACUCACUAACCAAACUUUAUUCUUCCAAGCGGCAGUCAUGUCAACUUUGAAUGGACUCUCCUCUGAUUAUUUAGCCAUCGCCAUGGCCAGCAUAGCUUUCAAUAUGACGUCAGAGGGGAGAAACCCGCAGCCAGCUCUGGUGGCUCUCACUCCUCUCCUGGAAAAUUGCAGUGUCUUUCUUGGCUCUUGUCUCGUGAUUGUAUUGUCUCACGCCAUCGCCAUUGCUCCACCAAACUACCUACAACCCUUGCUGUCAAAAUGCCAAAUCAUCAUUGAAAAAAACAAGUGCUGUGCCUUUGCUGGUCAAGUUUUCACAGCUUCAGUCCUUCCAUUGAUGGCCUGUCCUUCCCUGCUGAUCACUGAGCCCCUGCACACAGUGAACGCCAUUCUAGAAAACCUCAAAUCGGUCAAGGUCAAGGCUGAACCUGCCCCCAUGAGCUCGCAUGCGUUCCACUUAGGCCACCUUGCUGUUCAAGCGUACAUUCUAGGAGCAGACUGGAAUAUGGAGAGUCUGUUGCAAUGGUUGAACGUGGUGAAGAAGGCUCCGCUCAAAUUCCAGUUAGACCAAUCUUUUGUACUUGGUGCUUUUUUGAUCGCGGCUGAAAAUUCGACUCCUGCGCUGCCGGUAUGCCUGGAAAUCUUGGUCGAGCUUGCGAGAAGCAAGGUGGAACUUGUUGCAUCAGUACUCACCUGGAUCUUGACCCGACUGAGCCAGGAGAAAAGACCUGAGAGCCAGCUGGCGUUGCUGAAAGCCCUGCCUCGCCUUGGGAAACAAAAGGAAAAUGUUUCUCUAAUAAUCAACACGCUAGAGAGUCUGAAAUCAGAAACUUCCCUGAUGCCGUUAGUUCUCAAUCUGUACCUGAUCAUGUGGAAACUGGAGCCGCGUAUCUUUCCCUACCUGCACAAGUUGAUUCUGAUAGAAUCUGUGGGAAAGCCUGAACUGCAAAAUCAUUGGGACAUCACCAGAGCCCACACGAUCAAGGAAAUUUGCCUGAUUAGGCCUAGCCAGCACGGUAAAGACUUGGUCGGCACUCUGUCUGGAAUUUUGAACCGAUGCACUGGGGACUCUGGCGCCACAGCUUGUUCUUUGGCGCUGGAAGCCAUCAGCGCUCUCUGCGGUGCCACUGUAAUCGACAUCGCCUCCACUUGGAAAGUUUUGGCGCCUAGACUCGCUCCAGACAUGCGAAAACCAGUCGUUAAAAAUUUGUGUGCUGUCUUGGGUUUGAUGAGUGAGCUUCCGUCCAGUCAUGCAGAGCAGUCAAAGUUGUGCACAGACGUCCAAACAAGGCUUUGGUACUACUCAGCCUGCGGGCUCAGCACUGAAGUUUCCGCAGCCGCUUUCAAGGCGUUGUCUAAAUUCACCCUGGAAGAGCUGUACCUUGCAGUGGUGCCUGCCGCUUUCAAGAAAAACCUGCCUUACCCACCAGAAUUCAACAAAAGCUCGGCAGACUCGUCGAAGAAGCCAGAAGAUGUGUUGAAUUUUAUUCCAGGCGUUUGCUGGCCCCAAGUGCUGGCUGUACUUCCCAACUCAACUCACUUGGUGGCAAAAUUGUUGCGCGACGAGAUAACAUCACUGCGUGGUGCUCUGCAACACAUGCCCGGAAAAGCUGAGCCAGACCUUCCGCGCCUCAACGUCUACAGCGUCUUCCUGGGGUUGCUGAGUUGUUUGCGGAAAGCCGCGCCAGAAGAGCAGGUUGUGACCAACAUCCUCCAAGUGCUGGCCGAACCGAUGCCGAAGCAAUAUCCACCAUGCAAUUGGGCUUUUCUGUUGAAAUUGGUCGACCAAAGAGCCAAACUGCUUGUGUCUAGUUUGAAGGUUGCGGCAAGUCAGGCCCACGUGUCACCAUCUGCCCUGGAAGUCACUGAGACUCUGCUGAAACAGGCAGCUGCUAUGAACCUAGAGAUUGAAGAAACAGUCGACCUCUUCUCAAUUUUGGUAACGCUAGGCAAGACUGUUGAGCCAAACUUAUUGGGGAAUUUUGUUGAGGCCCACCUGCGGUCAGCAAUUGAAUUUGGACUAGCAAAUGAAGCUCAACUUGAAACAUUGCACAAAAUCUUUCGUCACAUCAAGUGCACGCUUAUGAAUGAUGACGUGAAAGAAAUCAAUCAGAAGCUGCUGGCCCUCACCUUGGAGGAUCUCAUGAGUGAGCUUAGCUGGAAGCAUGAUAAAGUUUUCGUACCAUACAAUGAGUGCGUCAGUCAGAUGCAUGCGAAAUUUUUGAAUGAAAUGACUAAGCCAACGAGCAUGCAAAACAGCAACGCAAGGGAAAAUGCCAUUGCCAUCAGGACCUGGAUUGCUGCGAAUUCCGAGGAGACCGCGCUUAACUGGGUCAACGAUUGCAUUGAAGCAUGCGCCAGCAGGCCAGAUGAGCACAGAUUCCUGUUUCAACGCCUGAUGCCUGCACUGGUACACAACAGGAAGAUUGCUGAGGUUACAAGAGAUUGGCUGCUCCAACUGAUGAACCAGACUCAGGCCUCAUUGAUGUCCCAGAAGAAUGACCGCAGCUUGUACCUGUUUGACGUUUGGAGUGUCGCAGUGCUCACCCUGUCUGGCCAUGUUGCUUAUGGUGACGUCGUACAAUUCAGGGAAACGAGGCUUGACCUUUUGCCCCAAGCAACUCUUGCCUUCGUGCAGGAUCCAAACUUUACAGGACUUUGCCUUCAGAUAGUGGAGUGGCUCUACAGAGUUAUUCAGUCUGAAAAGCUUCCCUCGACAGUGAGUGCUUUGUGUUUCAAGAUUCUGCAGACUCUCCGUCACGAAGACUGCAUGAAGAAACCUGGCGUUUGGACGAAAAUUGUGAGCCUUUAUUUUUAAUUAAAGAGAAAGCCAUAGUCUAUUGAAUCAA